AUGAAUAAUUUGAAUGAAAAUUUUAAAAUUAACAACACUGAUAUUAUUGAUAAUUGUAAAAAUACUGCACAACCUCAACCAUCACCAUCACAACCAACUACACAAUUUAAUUCCGAACCACAUGAUUUUUUUGAAGAAAUUAAAAGAGAAGAUGAUACAAGAUUAAUGUCUUAUUCAUUAUAA
This is a messenger RNA of Dictyostelium purpureum, 183 nucleotides long. RefSeq lists its product as uncharacterized. Bases 1 to 183 code for a protein of 60 amino acids. The transcript has a single exon. The record is from RefSeq and is a predicted model, not a curated record. NCBI's taxonomy places the organism in Eukaryota, Evosea, Eumycetozoa, Dictyosteliales, Dictyosteliaceae.